Molecule: messenger RNA, 1901 nt
Organism: Opisthocomus hoazin
Lineage: Eukaryota; Metazoa; Chordata; Aves; Opisthocomiformes; Opisthocomidae
Source: RefSeq, a predicted model, not a curated record
CAUUGCUGGAGAAACCCAUCAGCAAAAGGCGAGACAGUGAAGCUGUACAGAAGGCCAAGAUCCUUUACGCAUCCUGCAUGAACGAGAAUAAAAUUGAAAAAGCCGAUAUGAAACCCCUGUUAAGUAUACUGAGGCAUUCACCUUUCCGCUGGCCUGUACUGGAAUCCAACAUUGGACCUGAAGGGCAGUGGUCAGAAAGGAGGUUUAGCUUAGUCCAAGCCUUGGCAACCCUUCGUGGUCAAUACAGCAACUCUGUCUUCAUCCGUUUAUAUGUGGCUGCUGAUGACAAAAUAUCCAAUCAGUAUAUCCUGAAGCUCGAUCAAGCGACCCUGUCCCUUGCGUCUCGAGAGGAUUACCUAGAAAACACCACAGAAGCUAAAUCUUACCGGGAUGCCUUUUUGCAGUUCAUGGUUGAUACAGCAGUGCUUCUGGGUGCAAACGCUUCACGAGCCGAAUCUGAUAUGAAGUCAGUUCUAAGACUGGAAGUUAAAAUAGCUGAGAUCAUGAUCCCAUAUGAAAAUCGAACAAGUGAGGUGAUGUACAACAAAAUGAACGUAUCGGAGCUGAGUGCCAUGAUUCCACAGUUUGACUGGCUGGGGUACAUCAAGAAGGUGAUUGACACCAGACUCUAUCCUGAGCUCAAAGAUAUAGGUCCUUCAGAAAAUGUGAUUGUCCGUGUUCCCCAGUACUUCAAAGAUUUAUUCAGGAUACUAGAAAAUGAAAGGAAAAAGACUCUUGCCAACUAUCUGGUGUGGAGGAUGGUUUAUUCAAGGUUAUUUAACCUCAGUAGACGUUUUCAGUAUCGGUGGCUGGAAUUUUCUCGGGUGAUCCAUGGAACCACAUCUUUGCUGCCCCAGUGGGAUAAAUGUGUGGACCUCGUAGAAAGCACGCUCCCUUACGUUGUGGGCAAGCUGUUUGUGAAUGCCCAUUUUCAAGAAGACAAGAAAGAGAUGAUGGAGGAGUUGACUGAAGGAAUUCGCUGGGCUUUUAUUGACAUGUUGGAAAAGGAAAAUGACUGGAUGGACUCUGAAACAAAAAGAAAAGCUUAUGAGAAGGCAAAAGCAGUUAUGGCAAAAGUGGGUUACCCUAAGUUUAUAAUGAAUGACACAUAUAUUAAUGAAGACAUCAAAACACUGAAGUUUACAGAAAGUGACUAUUUUGGCAAUGUGUUGCAAACUCGCAAAUACGCAGCCCAAUCUGAUUUCUACUGGCUUAGAAAAGAAGUUCCAAAAACAGAGUGGUUUACAAGCCCAACUACUGUAAAUGCUUUUUAUAGUGCAUCUACCAACCAAAUCAGAUUUCCAGCUGGAGAGCUGCAAAAACCUUUCUUUUGGGGAACAGAGUAUCCUAGGUCAUUAAGCUACGGUGCCAUAGGAGUAAUUGUUGGCCACGAGUUUACUCAUGGAUUUGAUAGCAAUGGUCGAAAAUAUGACAGAAAUGGAAAUUUAGACCCUUGGUGGACAACUGACUCGGAAGAAAAAUUUAAAGAGAAAACAAAAUGCAUGGUUAAUCAAUACAGCAAUUACUACUGGAAGAGAGCUGGCUUACAUGUGAAAGGCAAGAGGACUUUGGCAGAAAAUAUUGCAGAUAAUGGAGGUUUGCGAGAGGCUUUCAGGGCAUACAGGAGAUGGAUUGCAGAAAAGAGGGGAGGAGAAGAGGAGCCUUUACUGCCAGGCCUUGAGUUCACACACAACCAGCUUUUCUUUCUGAGUUAUGCCCAUGUGAGAUGCAACUCCUUUAGACCAGAAUCUGCGAGAGAGCAAAUCUAUAUUGGAGCUCACAGCCCUCCUCAGUUCAGAGUUAUCGGUGCCAUGAGCAACUUCGAAGAGUUCCGUAAAGCUUUCAAUUGCCCAACAAAUACAACGAUGAACCGAGGGGCAGAAUCCUGCCGGCUGUGGUAG